AUUUAUUCGAAUAAGUUGGUAAAUUUUCAACUGCUGAUAAGCGAAAGUUUCAUUCAACAAAUCAGUAGGUAAGUACUGAGUAAGGUACUUGGUACUUGAUAGAUCAAUUUUCAAACAAUGACUCAAUGUUCUGAUUCAUAUCCUUCGUGCAGAGAAUAAACCGUUACUAAAUGUGGUCGAUAAACGUGUCGUUUGAAUUUUUAAACAGGCCUUAUCAGUAUUACCUAUAUCCUUAUUUCAACUAACGAAGUUCAUCAUUAAAAAAUACCUAAAUAGCCCUGCCAUGACCUCAUUCUGGAUCAAUGUUCUCCUCUUUGUCUCAACAUCGAGCUCAUCCUGGGCCACAACAAUCGAAUACCCUACAGCAGUCCGAAUAAAAGACAACUUUAACCUAACACUGCACGCCAAAUAUCCUCAAAUCACCUACGGUUGGCUCACUUUCAAAGGUAUCCUGUGGAAAAACAACAUCUACGUCGAUAAAACAAUGCUGAUCAGGAAACUACUCACAGACGACCACCAAGGCCAUAAAAUCGUGCUUAUUACAGGACCUCGUAAAUUCUGCAAAACCAUAAACCUGUACAUGAUGAAAGAAUUCCUAAAACACGAGGUCGACUGGGAUGCAAUUCGAAUACCCAUCAAUGAAACCUACGGUUACAAGCUUUUUAGAAACCUUAGCUACGAAACAAGCUGGGUACACAAUACUUGGGAGCUGAUCAAACACCCCUUACUGGUCACCGAAGAUACCCAGUUUGUGGACCAACAUCAGGGCCAAUAUCCCACUAUUUUCAUCACAUUCGAUAACAUCACCGGUGAUAAUUUCAUCGAAAUAUACAACUACAUGUUGUACGAAAUGCAUCACGCUUUUCGAGAGCAUAUUUACAUCAUUAACCAUUUGAGUUAUUUGCUUCGCGAUGAAAAGAAUCAGACUAAAUUCGAAGAAAUUUACAACACGUUUACGUAUUAUUUGGCUAUCGAGAACGAAGGAGGAGCCGAAGACGAGAUCGCCUCAGCUUUUCUAUUCUUAUCCGAACUUUUGUACAAAUAUUACAACAAGAAGAUGUACAUAUUCGUCAGCGAUUACGAUUAUAUUUUGAGAAAGGUGUUAUUCGAAAUCACCACUAUACCUUACAACGAUAAAGAAAGAAUACUGAAUUGGUUCGAGACGUUUUACGAGUUCACUUUGGUAGGCAAUCCUUACGUAGAGAAGGUUUUCUUAACAGGUGUAUUUUCAUUUCCAACUCGUCGAAUGCGUUUGCUCAUCAGAGACGUCUACGAGUACGAUUUUUAUCGAGACCUAUCCCAAUACUACGGUUUCACCGAACAAGAAGUCGACUCAUUUUGUCAGCACUUCAAUAUAGGUGAAAAAUUAAAAAACGAGUUACGUCUAAGAUACAACGGAUACAAAGGAGGUGAAAAUUACACUCGAAAUGUGUACAAUCCUUGGUCCAUGAUUAGAUUCCUGAACCAGGCUGACCGUAAAGUGAAACCAUUUUGGCCGAAAGAGACCAAAAUUGAAAUUGUAGCGAGAUUUGCUCGAAAUGAAAAAGUCAACGAAACGUUGCAGAGUUUAAUCCGAGGCGAAACCGUGUUUCUGCGCAGAGAAAGGCUGCAUUUCACUAGACAGGAUUUCGAGAAUUUAAAAUAUAAGAUUAUUUAUAAACACGAAUUUGUCGACGACGAUAUUCAAAUAAUUUUAGGCUAUUUGUACAGAACUGGGUAUUUGACACCUUGCGAGAAUGUAGAUAACAGCGAUGUUCAGGUUGCUGUGAGGAUGCCGAAUAGAGAGACUAAGAAUGGACUGGAGGGUAGAUUACAAGGGUAGCGAGUGUUCUGGAGGUAGAUUUUUUAAGACUGUUUCUCUAUAUUAUAUAUAUUUUUUUUAGAUAAUUCAUUGAUGAAAUAAAGAAUAAUUUUUCACGA
This is a messenger RNA of Planococcus citri (citrus mealybug), 1920 nucleotides long. RefSeq lists its product as uncharacterized. Lineage: Eukaryota; Metazoa; Arthropoda; Insecta; Hemiptera; Pseudococcidae. The record is from RefSeq and is a predicted model, not a curated record. The transcript has 2 exons. Bases 284 to 1822 code for a protein of 512 amino acids.